AUGGAGGACCGGCGCGCCUCGGCCCAGCAGGCCGACAUUGCGCUCGCCAGCCUCGGCUACAAGAGCGAGCUCCCGCGCAACUUAAAGAUGAUGUCCGUCCUCGGCCUCUCAUUCGCCAUCAUGGCCGUCCCCUACGGCCUGUCCACUACAAUGUCCUACUCGCUCGUCAACGGCCAGUCCGUCACCGCCCUCUACGGCUGGUGCUUCGUCUCCGCCAUCUCCCUCUGCAUCGCCGCCUCCCUCGCCGAGAUUUGCGCCGUCUACCCGACCGCCGGCGGCGUCUACUACUGGAGCGCCAUGCUCGCCAGCCGCCGCUGGGCGCCCCUCGUCAGCUUCGUCGACGGCUGGCUCACGCUCGUUGGCAACUGGACCAUUACCCUCUCCAUCAACUUUGGCGGCGCCCAGCUCAUCAUCUCCGCCAUUUACAUGUUUAACGAGAAUUACGUCACAAAGUCCUGGCACACCGUGCUCGUCUUUUGGGCCCUCAUGCUCGUCUGUGCCGCCAUCAAUGCCUUUGGCUCCAGGUACCUCGACGUCAUCAACAAGGUCUGCAUCUACUGGACCGGCGCCAGCGUCAUCAUCAUUCUCGUCACGCUGCUCUCCAUGGCAGACACGCGCAACUCUGGCCGCUUCGUCUUUGCGCACUACGACAGCUCCGAGAGCGGCUGGCCCGCCGGCUGGUCCUUUUUUGUCGGCCUCCUCCAGCCCGCCUACGUCCUCACUGGCUACGGCAUGGUCGCCUCCAUGUGUGAAGAAGUGCAAAAUCCCGAGCGCGAGGUUCCCAAAGCCAUUGUCCUCUCCGUCGCUGCCGCCGGCGUCACCGGCCUAUUCUACCUCGUUCCGCUCCUCUUUGUCAUCCCCGAAGUCAGCGCGCUCCUCAAAGAGGCCACCGAAAAGGCCGCCGGCCAGCCCAUUGGCAUCAUCUUCAAGCACGCCACGGGCUCCGCCGGCGGCGGCUUCGGCCUCCUCUUCCUCAUCCUCGGCAUCCUCAUGUUCGCCGGUAUCGGUUCCCUCACCGCGGCCUCCCGCUGCACCUACGCCUUUGCUCGCGACGGCGCCAUUCCCGGAUACAAGCUCUGGCGUCGCGUCCACUCCCGCCUCGACAUGCCCAUCUGGUCCCUCGCCCUCUCCACCGCCGUCAUCUCCCUCCUCGGCUGCAUCUACUUUGGCUCCCCCACCGCCUUCAACUCCUUCACCGGCGUCGGCACCAUCUGCCUCUCGGCCUCCUACGCCGUCCCCGUCAUCGUCAACCUCGCCCAGGGCCGCGUCGCCGUCAAGGACUCGCCCUACUCGCUCGGCCGCUGGGGCGUCGUACUCAACGGCGUCUGCGCCGUCUGGAUCUUCUUUGCCAUUGUCAUCUUUUCCAUGCCCAGCGCUCUGCCUGUGCAAGCCGAUACCAUGAACUACGCCUCGGUCGUGUUUGCGGGCUUUGCCGCGAUUGCCGGCCUCUGGUAUCUGGUGCAUGCGCGACACAAUUUUACGGGCCCGCCUGUACUGCGGAGCGAUUCAGUCGGCGCCACGGAUGGCGUGGCGCCGCAGGAUUCCAAUACUGACUCUCCAGAGUAUGAAAAGGAAGUCAAGUAA
Beauveria bassiana ARSEF 2860 is the source of this 1584-nucleotide messenger RNA. Its product is annotated as amino acid permease. NCBI's taxonomy places the organism in Eukaryota, Fungi, Ascomycota, Sordariomycetes, Hypocreales, Cordycipitaceae. The record is from RefSeq and is a predicted model, not a curated record. Gene Ontology annotation, biological process: transmembrane transport. Bases 1 to 1584 code for a protein of 527 amino acids. The transcript has 2 exons. Gene Ontology annotation, molecular function: transmembrane transporter activity. Gene Ontology annotation, cellular component: membrane.